Bubalus bubalis (water buffalo) is the source of this 2382-nucleotide messenger RNA. It is a transcript of the gene SLC35D3, whose product is annotated as solute carrier family 35 member D3. NCBI's taxonomy places the organism in Eukaryota, Metazoa, Chordata, Mammalia, Artiodactyla, Bovidae. Bases 186 to 1457 code for a protein of 423 amino acids. Gene Ontology annotation, cellular component: Golgi apparatus. The transcript has 2 exons. The record is from RefSeq and is a predicted model, not a curated record. Gene Ontology annotation, molecular function: antiporter activity.
CCGCGAGGACGCCUGCCUUGAGCUGCCUUCUCUCCGCAGCCGAGCCGGCGCCCCCUGCCCUUCGCCGCGGUGUUGGGCGGGCGCCCCUGCCGCCCUCGCUCAGCGGCUCAUCCCGGCCUUCUUCCACGCUGUCCUCCAGCCGGUCCCGUAGCUUCGCCACAGCCGGGUGCGGCGGGGCAGGCGCGAUGCGACAGCUGUGCCGCCGGGGCCGCGUUCUGGGCAUCGCGGUGGCCAUCGCGCACGGGGUCUUCUCCGGCUCCCUCAACAUCCUGCUUAAGUUCCUCAUCAGCCGCUACCAGUUCUCCUUCUUGACCCUGGUGCAGUGCCUGACCAGCUCCACCGCGGCGCUGAGCCUGGAGCUGCUGAGGCGCCUGGGGUUCAUCGCGGUGCCCCCCUUCGGCCUGAACCUGGCUCGCUCCUUCGCGGGGGUCGCCGUGCUCUCCACGCUGCAGUCCAGCCUCACGCUUUGGUCCCUGCGCGGCCUCAGCCUACCCAUGUACGUGGUCUUCAAGCGCUGCCUGCCCCUGGUCACCAUGCUCAUCGGCGUCCUGGUGCUCAAGAACGGAGCGCCCUCGCCGGGGGUGCUCGCGGCCGUGCUCAUCACCACCUGCGGUGCGGCUCUGGCAGGAGCCGGUGACCUGACCGGCGACCCCAUCGGGUACGUCACCGGCGUGCUGGCGGUGCUGGUGCACGCCGCCUAUUUGGUGCUCAUCCAGAAGGCGAGCGCAGACACGGAGCACGGGCCGCUCACCGCGCAGUACGUCAUCGCCGUGUCCGCCACCCCGCUGCUGGUCGUCUUAUCCUUUGCCAGCACCGACUCGAUCCACGCCUGGACCUUCCCCGGCUGGAAGGACCCGGCCAUGGUGACCAUCUUCGUGGCGUGCAUCCUGAUCGGCUGUGCCAUGAACUUCACCACGCUGCACUGCACCUACAUCAACUCGGCGGUGACCACCAGCUUCGUGGGGGUGGUGAAGAGCAUUGCUACCAUCACUGUGGGUAUGGUGGCCUUCAGCGACGUGGAGCCCACCUCUCUAUUCAUUGCUGGCGUCGUGGUGAACACCCUGGGCUCCAUCAUUUACUGUGCGGCCAAAUUUUUGGAAACUAGAAAGCAGAGCAACUACGAGGACCUGGAAACGCAGCCGGGGGGAGAGGAGGCGCAGCCAAGUGGAGAUCAGCUGCCAUUCGUCAUGGAGGAGCUGCCCGCAGAGGGUGGAAAUGGCGGGUCGGAAGGUGGGAAGGCAGCAGGUGGCUCCACUCAACGGGGUGGGCAAGAGGCUAGGGGCAGCCCCAGAGGGGUCUCGCUGAUGGCUAGGAGCUCGCAGAUCUCAGACAGCCCUGAAGACGUGGGCAGGAGUUCAUUAAAGGAUGCUUACCUCGAAGUGUGGAGGUUAGUUAGGGGAGCCAAGUAUGUAAAGAAGGAUUAUUUGAUAGACAAUGAGGAGUUACCCAGUCCUUGAAAAGGAAAUGCACGUAUGUAUAUAUGUACAUACACUUAUUUUAUAUGUGAAAGAUGACAUAUUUUAAUGAGGAGCCGCCCAGUUUCAUGCUUGGAGUGGGGAAGGGGAGCAAAGAAAGAAGCUGAAAUGCCUGACUGCAACAAUAUUGUACCCGUGUGAAUUUUUUAGCCUGAGAAUACCAGAGGCAUCACAGAGGCAAAAGAAUGUGAAGGUGACUAAGAAACAAAGGCAGGGUUUCAGCUGCAGAUUCCUAGCACAUUUUUGGUCAUUAUGACCAUAACCAAAUAUCUGCAUGUAUGGAGAGUCCUUCAACCACCCCCUCCAAAGAUGGAGCAGAGAGAUGAAAGCAGCACUUAAUUAAGUUCAAAGAUUACACACAGGGGCACCUUUUUGACGAUAGUUUGAACUAUAGUUUUUAUGGCCACUUUGGAAGAAUAUAUUAUUGAAAUGACAUAUUUAAAUACACUGAAUUAAUGUUUACUGUUUAAAGUCACCAGAAAUAUGUUUACUCUAAUUUACUUUCAAAAAAUAUAUAAGUGCUCUACUCUUCUAUUGGUAGAAAAUGUUAAAACUAUUUUGAAACUGAAUUCUUAGCUUUAAUCAUGAAGUUUAAAGUUGGCUUUUAGUAAUUAAAAAUAUUUGAAAGGUUUUUUAGUUCAUUGCUUUGUAAUAUUUGUUAUUGAAUGCCAUAACCUUUUUAAAAAACAGUUUUACUGUGUCCAGUAUUCCUUCAAGCAAAUGCAAUGGCUGAUGUAUAAUUCAGUGUUAACUGAAACCCAAACAGAAAUGAGACCGUUCAGUUAAGCUAGGCCUUUCAAGUCGCACCGCACAUCCUAAACCGUGUUACAGAAAGAGCAACUGCUAUAUUCACUUUAUGAUAUUUUUCUAUCUUAAAUUUGUCAAAAUAAAGUAUGAGUCUCUGCUA